AUGUCAACACAAAUCCCUCUCCACCCCCGUCCUCUCCAACAACCCCCCUCCUCAACCUCAUCAACAGUCACCAACCCACUCCCAACCCUAAUCCAAACCCCCUCGGGCCUCGCCCUCCUCGAACUCCAAGGAACCCUCAACAUCCGCGACUUCGACCCCUCCUCCUCACAACAUGAAAUCACUCCAAUCCCAGUAGGAAGAAUCGAUUUCCCCGACUACCAACCCAACUCCCUCACCUUCGACCCCAGCGACAAGAAGUGGAUGAAGAGGGUGUAUAUGUACAUUGGCGAGCAUCAGCGGUUGCAUGGGGAGGUGAAGGCUUUGGGGAAGGCGGUUGGGGUUGUUAGGAAGCGGAAUUCUUCUGGGGGGGAAGAGGGAGACAACAAAGAAGAGCUGGAGGUGGUGGAGAUAUUGAGGUAUAAGAUUGUUUUUGGGACGAGGCCGGAGCCGGUUACGAGGGGGGAACAGUUUACUGGGAGGGGUUGA
This is a messenger RNA of Neurospora tetraspora, 486 nucleotides long. Its product is annotated as Ctf8-domain-containing protein. The coding region runs from base 1 to 486 and encodes 161 amino acids. Gene Ontology annotation, cellular component: Ctf18 RFC-like complex. Lineage: Eukaryota; Fungi; Ascomycota; Sordariomycetes; Sordariales; Sordariaceae. The record is from RefSeq and is a predicted model, not a curated record. The transcript has a single exon. Gene Ontology annotation, biological process: mitotic sister chromatid cohesion.